Gopherus evgoodei (Goodes thornscrub tortoise) is the source of this 2298-nucleotide messenger RNA. It is a transcript of the gene MARCHF1, whose product is annotated as membrane associated ring-CH-type finger 1. The coding region runs from base 195 to 1052 and encodes 285 amino acids. Lineage: Eukaryota; Metazoa; Chordata; Testudines; Testudinidae. Gene Ontology annotation, cellular component: lysosome; cytoplasm; late endosome membrane. Gene Ontology annotation, biological process: immune response; antigen processing and presentation of peptide antigen via MHC class II; protein polyubiquitination. The record is from RefSeq and is a predicted model, not a curated record. The transcript is spliced from 7 exons. Gene Ontology annotation, molecular function: MHC protein binding; ubiquitin protein ligase activity; zinc ion binding.
UUUCUGUUGGUGAAAGAUACAAGCUUUUGAGACAGAGCUCAUCUUCCAGUUUGGGAAAGGUUCUCCUUGCAUCCCAGCAAAAGAAACUGAGCUUGGCAAAGCCAGGAUAUGAACAAUUAUACAGGUGGGCUACUCUGGCGGAGUGAAGAUACAAGGCAUCCAAUCAGGCAUUGGCAACCUGCAGAACUGUCAAAAUGCCCCUCCAACAGAUUUCUGUAGUCCCAGCGCGGGAGACUGCCAGCAAUGGGAGAAGUUCAAUGGGCAGAAACAAAGAGAAGAGCAAGGAAGUCGAGAAUGACAAAUCCCCAGGGCGCUCUACAAGUCGAUCAAGUAACAUUUCAAAGGCAAGCAGUCCUACAACAGGAACAGCUCCUAGGAGUCAGUCACGGUUGUCUGUAUGCCCUUCUACUCAGGACAUCUGUAGGAUCUGUCACUGUGAGGGAGAUGAUGAAAGCCCCCUCAUCACACCAUGUCGCUGUACGGGGACCCUACGCUUUGUUCAUCAGGCCUGUCUGCACCAGUGGAUUAAAAGCUCAGAUACACGCUGUUGUGAACUCUGCAAGUAUGACUUUAUAAUGGAGACCAAGCUCAAACCUCUCCGGAAGUGGGAGAAACUACAGAUGACAACAAGUGAAAGGAGGAAGAUAGUCUGUUCAGUUACAUUCCAUAUUAUUGCUAUUACCUGCGUUGUUUGGUCAUUAUAUGUUUUAAUAGAUCGGACUGCUGAGGAAAUUAAGCAAGGCAAUGACAAUGGUGUCCUUGAAUGGCCAUUUUGGACAAAACUGGUUGUGGUAGCAAUUGGGUUCACUGGAGGCCUAGUCUUCAUGUACGUACAGUGUAAAGUCUACAUUCAGUUGUGGCGCAGAUUGAAGGCUUACAAUCGAGUGAUCUUUGUUCAAAACUGUCCAGACGCUGCCAAAAAACUGGAGAAGAACUCUUCAUGCAUUCAGAACUCUGAAACCAAGGAUGCUGUGGUAGUACCAGUAUCACAGACAGGUACAAACUCACAGCAAUCAGCUGAAGAAAUGACCUCUGAGGUCAUGCCAGUUUGACAGAGGUGGCAUUAUUUCUUCAUUGAAAGUGUUUGUGUUUUUUUUCACCACGGCCACUACAGAAAGUAGAAACAAUCAUGCAUUUUAAAUAAAAGAACAAAAAACCCUGACCAGGGAAAUGGAUACAGUGAAGCAACAUGCAUUACUUAUGGAAUGUGACCACUUGUGAACUAGUUUUUCAGUCAGCCAGGUGUAGUGGAAGUGUAGAAAGCACAACAGAUAACAAUUCUAACAGACAGUGUCAAACAGACAUGACAAAAUGACCUUUUGAAACUGGAUGACCAGGAGGAAUUGGAAACAGACCUGCUACAACUGUUCUGUUACAGAAAACAUCAACAACUUUCCAUCUAUUUGUUACCACUAGGCAUCCUAUUUGCUAAUCAUCAUCAUCUUAAAAAUACACUUCAAGGUGACACUACUAAAAAGUCAUUCGCAUUAAACUUAUGUCAACAAAGUAAACAGACCUGCACCAUGUCACUCACUUUCUAAAUCUCAAAGUAAUCGUUAAAUAGUUGAAUGGCUACAUUGGAGCCUGAAUGUCUUGGCAGCCAUGUGAGCUGAGGAUAUGUAAAGCACACAUUCAAUGCUUCUGAAUAGAUGUUUACUUGUUGAAAUUGCUUAUUUUGAAGAAAAAAAAAGUCUUCAAGUCCUCUAACUGCCUCAAACAAUUCCUUGGUCCUAUAAAAUACAAGUAUUAUUUAGCCACAAGGCUAAAAUUAUUAGCUCUACAACACUUUUAGUGCUGCUUAUCUUAAAGUAAAAUAAAUGACACUUGUUAAGUGGUGAAUUGACAUGAACUCUGCCAAUAUAUGUAGAAAGGAUAUAUAGAAAGUUUUUCUCCAAAAUGGAAAAAGACAAAAGUAUAAUCGGAGGCAUUACAGGUUGAAGCCUGCAGUCCAUUACAAAAGAAUAUGAAAUGAAUGUAUACCCUCACACCCUAGCAUGACAGUUAAAGAUGGAGUGGGGGCAGAAUUUUUUAAGAGUUCCUGCUUCAGCAAUUAAGGUAAUCACAAAAGAGCAUACCUGGACUUAUUAAAAGAUGCCAGUAUCGCCCUGUUCUGACUUGACUGGAUAGUUCUCCUCUGUUCAGGAUUGAGCGAUUAGGGAUUCAACAGUUCAGUUGUUAAUUUUGUGUUUUGAGCAUUUUCAUGUAAAACUGAAGUGUGAAUAAGAGUGCAAUAGAUAAAUGAAUGUAGAUAAAAAGAUAUCCAACAAAGGUGAGUUAUAUAAAGAAUUCUGUGAUUCA